This is a messenger RNA of Oncorhynchus gorbuscha (pink salmon), 4229 nucleotides long. RefSeq names its product serine incorporator 4 (gene serinc4). The coding region runs from base 462 to 1961 and encodes 499 amino acids. Gene Ontology annotation, cellular component: membrane. The transcript is spliced from 12 exons. NCBI's taxonomy places the organism in Eukaryota, Metazoa, Chordata, Actinopteri, Salmoniformes, Salmonidae. The record is from RefSeq and is a predicted model, not a curated record.
UCUGCCUAAUCUUCCAGGGUAAAGCGGAGCACGGGGAGGAGGGGUUGAGAGCAUUCAUCAUCACCACCUCUCUCUCCAACUCUUCUGACAGCGCCCGACACAGAAGCAAAAAGAGAGCACACAGGAUAUGAGUAAAAUAAAUACCCGGACACUUUCUAUCCCCCCGAAGUUGGAUUGAGGCCGAGAUUUAGCAAGGUUGGUUGGAUGUGUCUUUGUGUUACAUGUGAUCCAGGAUAUAGCAGAGAAGAACUCAGGAAGAACUACCCUGUUGACCCGUUGGAAGUUGGAUUGCACAACAACAAGUAGCGCUUUUGUUUUGUAACGCCGGUACUUAUUUUGGGAAAACAAUUUGUACUGUUUUAGAUGUUAGAGGAUCGUUUUCUGGGGACUUUUAGGAUGUCAUCCUCACAGGGUCUGUGAUCUAACACCCAAAGCUGUCCGUUUUGGAGGGUUCUGAACGGAUGACAGCCCAGGAGAUGCACCAGAGUGGCAUCUACAGCUACUUCCUCAACAUGUUUGCCUACCAGAUAUGUUGCUGCUGUGGCCCGGCCCCGUGUUCACUGUGCUGCUCCUUCUGCCCCCCGGUGAAGUCAUCGUCCAGCACGAGGAUCAUGUACACACUCUUCCACAUCAUGGCCUGCGCCGUCUCCUGUCUCAUGCUCUCACGCACUGUCUCCGAGGCUGUCCGGGACAAUGUGCCUUUCUUCAACAUGGUGUGUGACCAGGCCCAUGGCGGAGGGCACUGUGAGAUGCUGGUUGGCUACUCAGCGGUCUACAGGGUCUGCUUCGGCACUGCCUGCUUCUACCUGAUGAUGGCGCUGUUCCUCAUCGAUGUCAAGUCCAGCCAGGACUUCAGAGCGCUCAUCCACAAUGGGUUCUGGUUUCUGAAGUUCAUCACCCUGCUUGGGAUGUGUACUGCUGCCUUCUUCAUCCCUACUGAGUCCUUCCUGCAUGCCUGGCACUACGUAGGCGUGGUGGGAGGAUUUGCCUUCAUCCUCAUCCAGCUCAGUCUCAUCACAGCAUUUGCCCACACCUGGAACAAGAACUGGUUAACAGGGGCGGCAGAGGACAAGCGCUGGUACCUGGCGGUGAUGUGUGCCACCCUGUUCUUCUACAGCAUCGCCACCAUGGCCUUCACCUUCAUGUAUAAGUACUACACCCACCCCACCGCCUGCCAGUCCAACAAGGUCCUGCUGUGGACCAACCUGACCCUGUGUGGCAUCAUGUCCUUCAUCGCCGUCACGCCCUGUGUACAGCAGAAACAGCCCCGUUCAGGGCUCCUGCAGGCUUCCAUCAUCAGCUGCUACGUCAUGUACCUCACCUUGUCUGCCCUGUCCAGCCGGCCCCCAGAGAAAAUGGUGUACCAGGGGGUGAAUAUGACAGUAUGUUACCCCAGUGUGGGUCAGGAUGGCAUCCAGAAGGAGACCAACGCGGUGGCCAUUAUAGGAGCUGCCAUCAUGUACUGCUGUGUGCUCUUCGCAUGUAACGAAGCAUCCUACCUAGCAGAGGUUUUUGGCCCUUUCUGGAUGAUCAAAGUUUACCGCUAUGAGUUCCAGAAAGCCACAUGCUGCUUCUGCUGCCCUGACAAAGAGGAAGAGGUGGAGUUUGUGAUUGAUGAAGAUAUCAAGGGCUGCCAGAAGGUGAUUCACAACGAGAACCAGAGAGUGGCUUACAGCUACUUCUUCUUCCACUUCGUCUUCUUCCUGGCCUCGCUCUACGUCAUGAUGACCCUAACCAACUGGUUCAGCUAUGAGUCAGCGGUGCUGGAGACCACGUUCACCCACGGCAGCUGGUCCACGUUCUGGGUGAAGAUGUCGUCGUGUUGGGCAUGCGUGGUGCUCUACCUCUGGCUGCUGCUGAGCCCACUCUGUCACUGUGGCUCCGACUCGCACCGCCCGCGACGUUCCCGCAUUAAACGCCGCUCAGCCAACUCCUCCAGUCACGUCAGUGUGAGCGUCUGACCUGUGACCUUUGGGCCAGAGCCUGGCUUCUGGGGGUGGAGAACAGGAUAGGACAGCUAGCAGGAGAAGUUGGACAGUUGCCCCCGCUGUGGUACCCUGAAGGUGGGGGGUGGUUUUGAUGAUGUCCCCUUGCACCCUCAACCGGUCUCCCAUAUUGAGGUCAGAUGUCAGAGGUCAGAGAUGAGAUGUCAUGGGUCAGAGACUCACUCCAGCUAGAAGGACAGACUAACAGACUAACCAGAGGACUAAUGAUUGAAUCUGAUGUUCUUCACACAGACCACCUGAACCUCCAAACAUGGGACUAACCAGACUGUGCUCUGAAACAGGAACAAAGACCCUAUACAGAAUCACUACAUCCUGCCAUCCAAACUGAUUUCGCAACAUUUCACUAUUGUUUCACUCGGUAAGUGAAGUAUUCAGUCUGGUUUAACCAGGCUAGAACCACUAUGGACUACUAUGCUGAGACUGCCAAAAGGGAACAAAAAGGAUGAGCUCUCGACUCGCGUACGACGGGAGCUGGAGGGAAAUGUUGGCGGACUUUUUACUCUUUUUGAAUAUUUUAUUUCUUAUAGCAAGGACUGUGUAGCAUUUUUAAAAUUACAACCAGGGGUAGAUUUGUCAGUAGGAUCAUUCUUUUUCUCAGUGGUUUCAACAACUGAAGGUUUACCUGAAUGUUUCGGUGAAAGUUUCCCUGAACGUUUCACACCAUUUCUAAAGGUUUACAUUAAGAUUUUGCACAUUAGUGUGUUCAUACUGUUUGAAUAUGUUCGCUCUGGUGUGGAGCUAAUGUGAAUUAUAAAAUAAAAUAUUACUUAACACUUUCGCCAACAGGUAUAAUGCUAUAUUACUUGUUAUAAGCAUGUAUGAGCCUUUAUAAUGCCUUAGUAAGGUCUAUUCUGUUUUAUGUUGGCCGAGCAAAUUUCCAACGGACCUAAUGGCUUAUAUAGUCAGGAUCAUUAUGAGUGGAUUACAACACAUUAUAAGGGGUUCAUAGAUGUUCAUGACAAGUCUUUCAAUGCAUUAUAUCUGUCGGCUUUAAGUAAAAUGUUACCAAAUACUCUUAUACCAAUUAUUUAUUUCGCAAUGCCUUUUUAACAUCGUGGGAGUGGUGUAUCCAUUUCUAAAUUGGUUUUUGAAAGGAAAAUGUGGUAAAAUUGUUUUGGCAGUUAAGUUUUACAAGAAACCCCAGCUACAAGACCCUGACAUGUCUGGUUUAAAGGGGUUCUCUGUGAUCUGGGGUGUAUUUGCUUGGAACUGAAUGGAAACAAAUGUGCCGAAACGGGAAGAGACCUACCUGGAAUUUUCCAAUAUGAAACGCUUGUUUUGGUAUUUACAUUUCAAAAUGCUUCGCUACGGAGUGCACUAAUGAAUGCACCCGUGUUUUAGAAGAACCAUUGAAGAUCGAGAGCCACGUUUCUGUGAAGACUUCUCCACAGUUAAUGACCAAUAAUUUGACUCUGUAAAACCUUUGUGUACGAUACUGCAUUUAGGUCCUUUUUUAGCUCAUUUCAUGUUACUAUGAUAGCAGGUGUGUGAAGUUAUUUUUGUAAAUACAUUUUGUAAUGAAACACAGCUUCUGUUGAUUAAAGUGUGAUAUUUUUGUAAGCGAACAAACCCUAAAAUCACAUUGGAUUCCGAUUAGUUUCCCAAAUUCCAUUUUCUCCCUUUUGUAUUUUUCAGGUUUUCGCUCUCAGAAAUCACACCUUUUAAAAAUAUUUGUUUUUACACACAACAACAAAAAUGGAUGUUCCAAGUCCACAACAAUGCUUGAACCACAUUAGGGCACCAAUUUUGAGGUCUGUGAAAAAUAUAAAAUAAUUUCCAUUUUUGGGUGUAGGUACCCUUUAAUGCAACUGUGCACCAGGAAGAGACUGUUGUUUGGUUAGUGUUGUUUCUGUGGCGCUCAUAUGAUUGCAGAAUUUGCAAAACAAAUGGCCACUGGAUUGAUGCAAAUAAUCACAUCAUUCUGCCAGGUUAUAGGCUACUUUGUAGUUAACAUUUAAUUGAGAAGGUUUUGGGAAAAGCCUUUCUAUCUCUACCAGAAGACGUUUAUUAUUACCAUAAUUGCUAAUAGCUACACAAAGUGUAGACAUAUGCACGCACACACACACACUCCUUUUCCAACUCAGAAAGUUGCUGGAUAAUACGAAUCACAUUCUGACUGAACCGAAUAGGCUACACACGCUCAUUCAAAUUCAAAUAUCUAAACUACAGUUGUUGCAUGUGAAAAGGUUUCACGUACAAAAAAUAAAAAGUCAAUGUGCAUCA